Messenger RNA from Galendromus occidentalis (western predatory mite), 2124 nucleotides. RefSeq names its product digestive organ expansion factor homolog. Bases 69 to 2096 code for a protein of 675 amino acids. Gene Ontology annotation, cellular component: nucleolus; small-subunit processome. The record is from RefSeq and is a predicted model, not a curated record. Gene Ontology annotation, molecular function: rRNA binding; U3 snoRNA binding. The transcript has 4 exons. NCBI's taxonomy places the organism in Eukaryota, Metazoa, Arthropoda, Arachnida, Mesostigmata, Phytoseiidae. Gene Ontology annotation, biological process: maturation of SSU-rRNA from tricistronic rRNA transcript (SSU-rRNA, 5.8S rRNA, LSU-rRNA).
AAGAGGAUGAUCUGAGGGACUUACUGAAGGAAUUCGGCAAGGACGGCACAAACAACAAGAAGUCGUACAUGGCGAGCGACGAGGAAGACUCAGAGGGAGAUGGAGAUUCCAUGGAUGAAGUCGAUGACCAAGAUUCGGCCGCAGGAGGGAGUCCGCGCGAGGAUGAAGAAGCCGAACAGGAGGAUGAGCCCUCGGUGGGAACAGACGAUGACUCCGAGGAUGAGCAGCUUGGCGUAGUUCCGUCGCCACGCAAGGAUGAGAGGAAAAAAGAAUCAGUUCGGGCCAAGAAUGGAAGCGAACAUGUUCAAGAGACCGGAGUGCGAGACAACACUUCGGAUGAGGAGGAUGACAGUGCAGACGACCAGGAGGAGGGUGACACGAAUUACAUUUCCCAUUUAGAAUGGGAGCCAGACGAUCGGGACUUUCCCCCGGAGCCUUAUGUCUUGCAAUCGAGUCCACCUCAGCAGUGGCCGCAUCUGGGUCUAAUCAAGAUUCAAGAGCCUCCGAAAAUCGCUGCGAAAACUCCCAGCAUUCAUUUGAAAUCUACCGGAAAGGUCGUCUUAAAGAAGCUCAUCGCCGACAAUCUUGAACGAGUUCUCAAGACGCAGCAAAGCUUUGAAAAAGAUGACACUCGGUCUAAAUCGAAGCUCGAUCCCUUCGAAGAAUCAAUUCUCAACAUCCUCAAUUCGUACAGAGACUUCUACUAUCCCGAGCACACGUGGGAGAGAGCUGAAUCACUCCGUCUGUGCUAUACCUUGCAUUGUAUGAAUCACAUUUUGCGAAGCAGAGCGCGUAGCGUGAAGCACAGCACGAAGAUCAAGAAAUCAAAUAGCUCUUUGGAGUUCCAGGAUCAAGGUCUGACCCGGGUCAAAGCGCUCAUCAUCCUACCUUUCAAGAACUCGGCGUAUCGAGUCAUAAAGCUCAUCCUAGAAAUGGUGAAGGAGACAAAAUCCAAGGUCAUCAAUGAAGAUCGCUUCGACCAAGAGUUCAGACCCCCCGAUGAGGAUAUUCAAGGCAAAAAACCCGACGAUUAUUACAAGUUCUUCGAGGGAGACACAGACGACAUGUUCCGGAUUGGACUGCGUUUCACCAAACGACGGGUGCAACUUUACGCUAGUUUCUAUUCGGCCGACUUGGUUAUCGCGUCGCCAGUGGGCCUCCGAGCGAUCAUCGGUGCGGAAGGUGACGAGAAACGUGAUUUCGAUUUCUUGUCAUCGAUCGAGAUCGUCGUAUUGGAUCAGACCGAUGUUUUCUUCAUGCAAAACUGGGAGCAUGUGAUUCAUAUCUUCAAGCAUUUGCACGCAAAACCGAAGGAGUCGCAUGGUGUGGAUUUUUCUCGCGUUCGUACAUGGUGCGUCAGCGAUUGGGGGAAAUAUUUUCGACAGAACAUCGUCCUAUCGCGAUUCCAGAACCCUCAAAUCAACGCCUUGCUCAAACGCUACAAUUUCAAUUAUCGAGGCCUGGUAUCAGCUUGUAACCCGGUUGAAGAUCCGUCGAUAGCUCAGGUUGUAGUUCACGUACCGCAGAUAUUCAGAGCCUUCGAACCGAGAAGUGCCGCCGACGUCAGCAAUAGAAGAUUCGAGUUUUUCACUGAAGAAAUCCUGCCGCAGUUGAUGAAGGACAACCUGGUCUCUCACUGUAUGAUUUACGUUCGACAAUACUUCGAUUUCGUUCGACUGAGAAACUUCAUGAGGGAUCUCGCAGAGCAAGAUGCUGGCUUCAAGUUUUGUCAGAUCAGCGAGUAUACGGAGGACGGCAGGGUAGCUCAGGCUCGGUCAAUGUUCUUCCAUGGUAAGCGGAAGUUCCUUCUAUACUCAGAGCGAUUCCAUUUUUUUCACCGAUAUACAAUCAAAGGAGUUCGACACGUGGUUUUUUACGAGUUGCCUACGUACCCUCAUUUCUAUUCGGAGAUACUGAAUAUGCUCUCGACCACAAAUCAAUACAAGCUCGCCAGCGGGAUGGAGAGUACUUUCACGGCUACUAGUCUAUAUUGUAAAUAUGACGUUUUAACGCUCAAGCCGAUCUUGGGUGAACGGAGGACUGCCACGGUGGUACAAAAGGUGGAUAAGAAGAACCACCUUUUUACCAGAGAUUAGUUGACCUUCAUUGUACAUUAAAGUUCUU